Echinostoma caproni is the source of this 243-nucleotide messenger RNA. NCBI's taxonomy places the organism in Eukaryota, Metazoa, Platyhelminthes, Trematoda, Plagiorchiida, Echinostomatidae. The record is from the annotation of a GenBank genome assembly.
AUGGUGGAUCUCAGUGAAGAAAUAUCUCAACGACGAUACAUUCUUGCCGCACUGGAUACACAAGUAGCCGUCAGUCUGUUAGAUCAGCCGAUAUCCGAAACCGAGUCGCUUCUCACACGGGCACAUUUUGCUGAUCUGGAAUCGGCUGUGGCCGCGGAACGGGAACAUGUACGUGCGGCUCGAUAUCAUUUGGAAGAUUUCAAAAGUGAGCUUAAUUUUCUUUUGUUUGCCUUCAUUCUCUGA